CCGGUCUCUCUUUCCUCUUCCGGAAUCGCCCUCCGGAAGCUCUGUUCCCCGCUCGGGCCGGUCCCGGGAUGGCUCCGCGGCUGCAGCUGGAGAAAGCGGCCUGGCGCUGGACGGAGACGGUGCCGCCGGAAGCCGUGACGCAGGAGCACAUCGAAGCGGCCUACCGGAUCGGGCUGGAGCCCUGCCAGCGGGGCGCCUGCAGGAGAAACUGCAGAGGGAAUCCCAACUGCCUGGUGGGGAUUGGAGAGCACAUUUGGCUGGGGGAGAUCGAUGAAAACACUUUUCACAAUAUCGAUGAUCCCAACUUUGAGAGGCGAAAAAAGAAUGCGUUCGUAGGCCUCACCAAUCUGGGGGCCACUUGCUACGUCAACACUUUCCUACAGAUGUGGUUCCUAAAUCUGGAGCUGCGGCAGGCGCUGUAUCUGUGUCCGGUUGCCCGCCCUGAAUAUGUCACAGCAGAAAAGAAAGAUUACGAACCUCAGACCAUUUGCGAGCACCUCCAGUACUUGUUUGCCUUGCUCCAAAACAGCAAAAGGCGAUACAUCGACCCAUCGGGAUUUGUGAAAGCACUUGGCUUGGACACAGGUCAGCAACAGGAUGCUCAGGAGUUUUCCAAGCUGUUCAUGUCCCUGCUGGAGGACACCCUGACUUCUCAGAAAAACCCGGACGUGUGUGACAUUGUCCAGAAGCAGUUUUGCGGAGAGUACGCCUACGUUACAGUUUGCAACCAGUGCGGCCGAGAGUCCAAACUUAUCUCCAAGUUUUAUGAACUUGAAUUAAACAUCCAGGGCCACAAGCAGCUGUCGGACUGCAUCACGGAGUUCCUGAAGGAGGAGAAGCUGGAGGGGGACAAUCGUUACUUCUGCGAGUCCUGCCAGAGCAAACAGAACGCCACCAGGAGGAUACGUCUGCUCAGCCUUCCUUGCACCCUCAACCUCCAGCUCAUGCGCUUCGUGUUCGAUAGGCAAACGGGGCAUAAGAAGAAGUUGAACGCUUACAUCGAGUUCUCCGAGCUGCUGGACCUGGGACCCUUCAUGGAAGACAAAGCCAGCGUCUUCGUCUACGAGCUCAGCGCGAUCCUCAUCCAUCGGGGCGUGAGCGCCUACUCGGGCCAUUACAUCGCCCACGUGAAGGACCCCCAAACCGGGGAGUGGUACCGAUUUAAUGACGAAGAGAUCGAGAAGAUGGAAGGCAAGAAGCUGCAGCUGGGAGCGGAAGAGGACCUGGAACCCUCUAAAUCUCACUCUCGAAUGCCCAAAUGCGGGAAAGGGAUUUACCGCUCCCGAAACGCCUACAUGUUGGUGUAUAGGUUGCAGUCGCGGGAGAAGUCCCUGGCUGUUGAACUCCCAGCUUUCCUGCAGGAGCUGGUGGAAGAGGACAACAGCAGGUUUGAGGAGUGGUGCCACGAAAUGGCCGAGAUGCGGAAGCAGAGCGUGGCGCGGGGCAAGGUCAAGCACGAAGAGGUGAAGGAGCUCUACCAGAAGUUGCCUGCCAAAGCUGGCUGCCCCUACGACUUUGUCUCCCUGGAAUGGCUGCAGCAGUGGCUGGACGAGUCGACGCCCGCCAAGGCCAUCGAUAACACGGCCUGUUUGUGCUCCCACGGCAAGCUGCACCCGGAUAAGAUCUCCACCGUCAAGCGGGUCUCCGAGGACGUGGCCGACUACUUCUAUAAGAGAUACGGGGGAGGACCCAGGCUGACAGUGAAAGCGCUCUGCAAGGACUGCGUGGUGGAGAGGUGCCGGGUGCUGCGGCUGAAGAGCCAGCUAAGCGAGGACUACAAAGCCGUCUGCAACCUCCUGAAAGCAGCAGUCAAGGGGACCGACGGGUUUUGGGUUGGGAAGUCCUCCCUGCGGAGCUGGCGCCAGCUGGCCUUGGAGCAGCUGGACGACUCAGACGAGGAUACUGAGCAGAGCAACGGCAAGAUGAAUGGCGAUGCCAAGGAGAGAGAGGAACCCAGUUCAGAGAAACGAGAAGAAGAGGAGCUGAAGUUCAACGAGGACAUUGUGUGCCCUCACGGCAACCUUUGCAUCUUGGAGAACGAGAGGCGCGUGGUCUGCAGGGAUGCCUGGGAGAAGCUUCAGCGCUACUUCCGCAACGCCCCGGAGUUCCCCAGCAGCAGAGACUCCUGCUCCCAGUGCAAGAUCCUGGAGCGGGAAGGGGAGGAGAACGAAGCCCUGCACAAGAUGAUGGCCAGCGAGCAGAAGGGCAGCCUGCCCCACCUCUUCCAGGACAAGAACCGGCCCUGCCUCAGCAGCUGGCCUGAGGAGGUGGGGGAGCUCUACGUGGUCUCCAGGUUCUUUGUGGAAGAAUGGCGGAAGUUUGUGAGGAGGCCCACCCGAUGCAGCCCUGUCUCUUCCGUCGGAAACCGGGAACUGCUCUGCCCCCACGGAGGGCUGAUGUUCACCGUUGCGUCCAUGACCAAGGAUGACUCUAAACUUAUAGCUCUGAUAUGGCCUGACGAAUGGGAAAAGAUCCGAAAGCUUUUCGUGGUGGAUCACGCCAUCCGAGUGAUCAGGAGGGAGACCCCCCAGGAAAGCGCCGAGCGCCUGCUGUACAUGACCGAACCUGAGCUGUGCCUGGACUGCCGAGAAGGGCUGUUGUACCAGCAGCAGAGGGACCUGCGCGAAUACACCCAGGCCACCAUCUACGUACGGAAAGUGGUGGAUGAUAAAAAGGUCAUGAAGGAGGCUGCUCCAGAGCUGAACAUGAGCAGUUCAGAGGCCGAAGAAGAGCGAGAGGAGACUAGGGCAGAAGGGGAACACGAUCCAGAUUUCAACCAGGCGAACAGCAACACCAAGCGGCAGAAAGUCUCCCAUCCCAACUCGGUGGUCUGCCAGAAGCAAGGCAUCCGGCGCAGCACCCGGCACAGGAGGAUACGGGGGGAGAAGGCCCUCCUCGUCUCCGCCAACCAGACACUGAAGGACCUGAAGAUCCAGAUCAUGCACGCUUUCUCCGUGGCUCCCUUCGACCAGAACCUCUCGAUCGACGGGACGGUGCUGUCCGACGACGUGGCCACGCUGGGCAGCCUGGGGGUCACUCCCGAGUCCGUGGUUCUGUUGAAGGCCGACGAACCAAUUGUGGAUUACGCGGCGAUAGAUGACGUUAUGCAAGUCUGCAUUCCGGAGGAAGGUUUUAAAGGGACGGGUCUCCUUGGACACUAACGUUCACUCUCCGGUCAGCCGACCACUCCUGAAAUCGCCCGGAUUGGAGAAAGGAUUUGUGUGUCGGGGGGGGUGGGUCCCUCUGAGAAAAGUGGAACUGAACGACCGGCAGCCUCUUGGAGGGACCUCCCCCCCCCCCCCGCCACUUCAGCCCGGCCGCCCCAGUGCACAUCUGGGGAGACAAAGAGAACGAGGACUCCCUACUUCGAGAUCCUUCUUGAAACGGAUGGUUCACUUUUACAAGCGGAGGAAGAAGCCGAGCCGAACGCCCGGGAAGGUGGGGCGGGAAACCGCGUUGACCAAGAACUCGAGAAAACUUGCAGCCGGCAGGAGCAGAGACAGCAGUCCCGACGGUCUUUUCAGGACCCCUUUUCCUGAGCACCGCUUCUCCCUUGCGGGGGGGGGGACGCUGUUUCUGCAACAGAGGGAGCCCCCCCCCAUCCCCCAUCCCCCAAAUCUCUGCAGGACAGCUGUGUCGUCUGACCGAGGGAAGGGCUGGUGGGCUCCCGUUUGCAAGCCGCUCCUUUUAAACCCAAAAGCAAUGGAGGCCCCAGGUGUGUGUGUGUGUGUGUGUGUGUGUGUCUCCUGGGGGGGGGGUCUUUGGGGGGGGGCUGCACGUGAGGGGGCUGGGCUCGCCCAUUAACCCUUUCGAGCCUCUCCCAAGCUGGCCCAGCAGGUGAACAAGGCCUUCAGCAAUUCCUGAAAAAAAAGAGGGAGGGGGCAGGGUGAGAUAAUUUUUUUAGGGUGGCGGAACAGAGGCUCCCGGGUCUCGGCUGUCACUCCAGGGCUGUGUUUGCCUUCCAGGGGGGUUAUUUCCUUUCCCUCCCUCCCUCCCUCACGCCAGCCUCCUGGAUGGAAAAAUUCUUACUAAACCCUGGGAGAGCCAAUUCCGUUGCCCUGGAUGAGGGUCGGAGACUGCUUGGGUCUGGCCCGGUUUGGGAGAGGGGGCUUCCCCAAGCCCUCCCCGUCUCCCCCGCCCCCUCUUCCAUCGCCCAGUCUGCCUGCGCUGCAAACGUUUUGGGACUAGUCCUUCAGAGCCUUAUUAAAAGUAUGUACACGUCGUCGGUUUUCUUUGUAUCGUAUUGCCUUGCAUAAAAUGUUGUUUUUUUUU
Ahaetulla prasina is the source of this 4272-nucleotide messenger RNA. RefSeq names its product ubiquitin specific peptidase 48 (gene USP48). The coding region runs from base 69 to 3161 and encodes 1030 amino acids. The record is from RefSeq and is a predicted model, not a curated record. Lineage: Eukaryota; Metazoa; Chordata; Lepidosauria; Squamata; Colubridae. Gene Ontology annotation, molecular function: cysteine-type endopeptidase activity; cysteine-type deubiquitinase activity; protein binding. The transcript has 27 exons. Gene Ontology annotation, biological process: protein deubiquitination. Gene Ontology annotation, cellular component: cytosol; nucleus.